Acanthisitta chloris (rifleman) is the source of this 354-nucleotide messenger RNA. Its product is annotated as interferon-like. The record is from RefSeq and is a predicted model, not a curated record. The transcript has a single exon. The annotation marks the transcript as partial. Lineage: Eukaryota; Metazoa; Chordata; Aves; Passeriformes; Acanthisittidae.
AUGGCAGCGCACGCGACCCCACAGCCCCACCUGCGGCACGGUGCCCCGGCGCUACUGCUCCUCCUCACCGCCCUCGCCACCACCCUCGCCUGCCAGCACCUCUGGAUCCACGACCACACCUUUCCCUGGGACGCACUCCAGCUCCUCCAGACCAUGGCUCCCAGCCCACCACAGCCCUGCCACCACCACCACCCGCUCUUCUUCAACGACACCCUCCUCCACGACAGCCGACACCCGCAGCGAGCCGCCGACACCGCCCUACGCAUCCUCCAGCGACUCUCCCACGCCCUCAGCAGCCACAGCAUCCCCCAACACUGGGACACCCAGGCAAGGGACGACCUCCUCAACAAACUC